AUGGUCGGCAAGAAAUCCAAGGACAAGCUGUUGCGGGAAGAGGGGCUUCAAAGGCAAGACAAUGGCAUGAAGCAGACGAGCUGGCCGGAUAUUCCAAUGAUAAAUCAAAAGAAUUACUACACCGAGUAUAUGAAGAGAGACGACCAAAUCCUACCCAUACGUUUACAAAAUGAGGCGAAUCGAGAUCGUAUGAUACGGAACGCGAAGGAUAAGGAUAGAGCUCUCGCGCAACGAGGACCUGCAGAUGUGCCAAUACCCGCUCCUACAAUGGGCGAUGCGGACGACGAGGAAGGCGAGAACGAUGGUAUAGAUCCUUCUAAGAUCAUUGUCAUACAUCCGGGUAGCCAGAAUCUGCGAAUUGGCUUUGCAAGUGACGCUUUACCAAAGACAGUCCCGAUGACCAUCGCGGUCAAAUGCAGCACACCCGAAUCAAAAGAGUUCAAACCACUACCCAAAAGGGACGAGGAUGCUGCUCCGGAGGAUCAAUUCGGCGAAGAAUUCUCGGCGAAGUUUGCGAAGAUGUCGGCGGAGUUGAAGAUUGACAUGCGAUUGAAUAAGCGGCAGGUCCUCCCAAAAUCGAAGGAGCUUGUGGUCAAUUAUAAUAGACGAACCACACCGGAUGUUAUCUUACAGCAUAAUGACCCCUUACAAAUUGAGUGGACGGACGUUAAUACACUGGAGAAAUCUGCUGCUGCUUGUUUCUCUGGACAUGAUGCGUGGAGGGUACCAGAUGAUUCGAAGCCUAGUUUCCGACUCUUCCACCCUAUGCAGCUGGGACAGUUUCACGAGAAAGAUUACACAAGUGAGGAGCACUUGAUGUCAGAUUUUGAGACAAUCCUUGAGAGUGCCAUUAGGAAGGAGCUUGGGCUGGAGAAGAUGAGUGACUGGGAACAAUACCACUGUGUGGUAGUUAUACCGGAUUUAUACGACAAGAAAUAUGUCCAAUUCUUGUUGAAUUGGUGUUUGAAUAUAGUGGAGUUUAAGCAGGUUGCUUUUAUCCAGGAAAGUUUGGCUGCUACAUACGGCGCCGGAUAUUCAAGCGCAUGUAUUGUCGACGUUGGCGCACAAAAGACCUCGAUCUGCUGCGUCGAAGACGGCAUGUGUAUUGAGGAUUCGCGUAUCAACUUGAAAUAUGGUGGAUGGGAUGUCACUCAAGCGUUUAUCAAGAUGAUGCUACACGACCACUUCCCUUAUGCAGAUAUAAAUCUGAUGCGGAGGCAUGAUUUCCUGCUUGCUGAGGAACUCAAAAUCAAUUUCUGUACGAUGAACCAAGCUGAGAUAUCAGUCCAACUUUACAACUUCCAUCUUCGGGCUCCAAACGAGGAUACUCGAAAGUAUCAAUUCAAGACCUACGACGAGGUGAUCCUCGCGCCGAUGGGCUAUUGUGAUCCGGCAAUCUUCGACCACGAGAAUAAGCUCAAAGGGCGCCACUCGCUCAUCAAAAGAUCUUACAACGCCUACGAUGUUGACAUUCCAGACGACCCAACAUCAGCUGCCCAGCUAGCAGUUUUGACAUCAAUCAAACCAAGUCUUGCGACAACCGCCACCGGCUUCCCAAUGCCCAGCAAUGGAACAAUCAACCACGAGUUUUCAACUCCGUCCAAAGAAAAAGCCAACCCCUUCAACCACCUUUCCCGCCUCGACAGUGACGCGAAUGGUAACUCCCGCGUAACAUCCGCAGCCGCAUCACCCGCUCCAGAAGGUGCGAACACUCCGGUCCCACCGGUUCCCUACGUCUUUGGUGCAAACGGCACCAACGGCGGCUCUCCAGGGCCAUCAAGUUACCUCGCUAAUGGAUCGCACAAUUCCGGCACGCCUAUCCCUCCAGCUGGAAUGUUCAUCGACCAAAACCAACGAACACCCAAGGAUCUAGCCGACGAACGUGAUUCUGUCCUCCCGAUCAUUCCUCUCGAUACCGCGAUCGUGACCUCAAUAGCUCACGCGGCAGCUCGUGGCGACGAGAAGAAGAUCCGCGAUUUCUUCGGCGGAAUCAUGGUGAUAGGAGGUGGAGCCAAGACUCCUGGAUUUGGGCCCUUCCUCGAGGAGAGGCUGAAGCUGAAGAGACCUGACUUAGCGGAGAAAAUCCUCGUAGGAACGAGUCCCCGUGAAAUGGAUGGACAGGUGGUGGUCUGGAAAGGUGCGAGUGUUUUCGGAAGGAUGAAAACGCAUGAAAGUUGGAUUUCUCCCCUCGAAUUCGAGAGAUUGGGGGUUAGGAGUUUGUAUAAUAAGACUUUGUGGAAUUACUAA
Messenger RNA from Glarea lozoyensis ATCC 20868, 2247 nucleotides. Its product is annotated as Actin-like ATPase. The coding region runs from base 1 to 2247 and encodes 748 amino acids. Gene Ontology annotation, cellular component: Ino80 complex. NCBI's taxonomy places the organism in Eukaryota, Fungi, Ascomycota, Leotiomycetes, Helotiales, Helotiaceae. The transcript has 3 exons. Gene Ontology annotation, biological process: regulation of DNA-templated transcription; double-strand break repair. The record is from RefSeq and is a predicted model, not a curated record.